UUUUGCGCACCUCUAAAAGCAAACGGUCUCACUGUAUUUAGGUUGAAAAAAAUAAAAUAAAUAUAAAAUUAAAAGUCAAUUUAGUGCAAUUCCCGGCAAUAAACAAACCGAAUAAUACGAAAAUUGAAGUUAGAGAUAAGACUGUACCCCGCUCCCCAUUACAGUUUACCUAGAACUGAAAGCCAAAAGCCGAAUUUCCAAGCGAAACAAAGGCCCGAAAAAGAAUUAAAAUGUCGGAAAUGCAAAUGGACUGCGCGUUGGACCUGAUGCGACGCCUGCCGCCUCAGCAGAUCGAGAAAAACCUCAUCGAUCUGAUCGAUUUGGCGCCGGAUCUCUGCGAGGACCUGCUCUCGUCCGUGGAUCAACCGCUGAAGAUUGCCAAAGACAAGGAGCAUGGCAAGGACUAUCUGCUGUGCGACUACAACCGCGACGGUGACUCCUAUCGAUCGCCCUGGUCGAACACCUACUACCCGCCGCUGGAGGAUGGACAGAUGCCGUCGGAGCGGCUACGCAAAUUGGAGAUUGAGGCAAACUAUGCCUUUGACCAAUACCGGGAUAUGUACUUCGAGGGCGGCGUCUCGUCAGUGUAUCUGUGGGACUUGGAUCACGGAUUUGCCGCUGUGAUACUGAUCAAGAAGGCCGGCGAUGGCAGCAAGAUGAUCCGCGGCUGCUGGGACUCCAUCCAUGUGGUGGAGGUGCAGGAGAAGACCACUGGCCGGACGGCGCACUAUAAGCUGACCUCCACAGCAAUGUUGUGGCUGCAGACGAACAAACAGGGCUCCGGAACGAUGAACCUGGGUGGUUCCCUGACGCGCCAAACGGAGCAGGACGCCAAUGUCAGUGAGUCGUCGCCGCAUAUUGCCAACAUUGGCAAGAUGGUCGAGGAAAUGGAGAACAAGAUCCGGAAUACGCUCAACGAGAUCUACUUUGGCAAGACCAAGGAUAUCGUGAACGGACUGCGGAGUACGCAGUCGCUGGCCGACCAACGGCAGCAGGCGGCCAUGAAGCAGGACCUGGCCGCGGCCAUUCUGCGGCGCAAUGUCAAGCCCGAAUCGAACUGAACGAAUGCCGAGCACUGAGCGGCCAAGGCUGACGGCGGUAGGUAGCUCUGCAGCGUCCUCGUAAUUCAAUUUCAACAUAAACCAUAAACCAUAUUAAUAUCCCCCAACUAAGCGGGGUCUCUCCUUGGCGGCGUGAAUGGGUGUAAUAACAUGCGAAUUAAAUGCUGCGCUCUAUGCUCUACGAAAUGUUACCCUAGUUGAGAUAAUAUUAGGAUAAUGGUACUCGGACAUGCUUACAAUUCCCUGCUAUUCACACCCUUCAGUCAGGCAAGUCGUGGAGGAGGACUCCGCCUAGGGCGUGGGAAAUUAUGCAGACUAAAAAAUAUUUAAUACGCAUUUCUAGGCAAUAAAUUUGUUAAAUAAGAGAGAAAUUGUUAAACGGAGAAGAAACAUAUUAAUGUCAACCCUGCCCACAUAAAUAUUGUUGCAAUUUAGAGGCGCACGCGCGCUUUAUCUGCAGUUCAGAGUUCAGCCGCAAAGCCAACUUAGCCGCCCUCAAGACAGUAUCCAUAAGUAUUUGUAUCUUAUUUGUAAAAUGAACAACAUAUUUGUACAAAAGUUGUGGCAAAUAUGUUCGUGUUUCAUUAACCUGCAGCCCGUUCUUAAUUCUUCCGCGAAUAAAUAAUGUGUUUAUUAAUUGUGUCUUUUUAUGUGUAUACAUGUGUGUUCUCUAACAAUAAGAGACCGGAGCUCGAAGCAAGAUUACAAACUGAAAUCGCUAUGUAAUUGUAUUAUCUGAGAAAAUGCACAUUACCUUCUAAA
Drosophila serrata is the source of this 1823-nucleotide messenger RNA. It is a transcript of the gene cpb, whose product is annotated as F-actin-capping protein subunit beta. Gene Ontology annotation, biological process: barbed-end actin filament capping; regulation of lamellipodium assembly; cell morphogenesis. The record is from RefSeq and is a predicted model, not a curated record. Gene Ontology annotation, cellular component: cytoplasm; F-actin capping protein complex. NCBI's taxonomy places the organism in Eukaryota, Metazoa, Arthropoda, Insecta, Diptera, Drosophilidae. Gene Ontology annotation, molecular function: actin filament binding.